AUGCCUUCAGCUACUCGCCAACCUCAAAGAGACUUACCACUUGAUGAGUCCCGAGCCGUCAUGAGAGGCAAUUUUGGGGGAAAGUCUGGCAAGGAGUACCACGACGGGUGGGAGGCUAUGUGGCAAGCAGGGAAUUUCUUGCCAUGGGAUAGGAUGGUUCCAUCUCCUGCUUUGGCAGAUACUCUCAACAACCACUCUCAGGUCAUCGGAACUUCCAUGCUUGUCCUUCCAGACGGAACCACAAGACGAAAGAGAGCUCUGGUGCCGGGAUGUGGUAGAGGAGUGGACGUUAUGCUGUUGCAAGCCUAUGGCUAUGACGUGGUUGGGUUGGAAUACAGUGGGACGGCUGUCGAAGCUUGCAAAACGUAUGCAAGGGAGACAGAGAAUGAAGAACUCUACAAGGCCAGAGAUGAAAAGGUAGGUAAGGGCAGUAAGAUUUAUGUCCAAGGUGACUUUUAUGCCAACGAUUGGUUGGAGAGAGCUGGCCUUGGUGAAUAUGGGAAGGAAGGUGUCUUCGAACUGAUAUAUGAUUAUACCUUCUUCUGCGCCAUGCACCCUUCGAUGAGACCAGCAUGGGCCAAGCGAAUGUCUACUUUGCUAGCAUCCGAUCCCCAAGCUAAUUUGAUAUGCCUGGAGUUUCCGACGAACAAGCCUGCCGAGUCUGGCGGGCCUCCUUUCUCUUCACCACCAAAGGCAUACAUGGAACAUCUAAGUCAUCCUGGCGAGAAUGUGCCAUAUAACGACAAAGGCGAGGUUCGAGUACAACCAUUGGCAGAGUCUGGGCCUGGAGCCCUGGAACGAGUUGGCCAUUGGCAGCCUGCUAACACACAUCAGAUUGGCAAGGAUGCUGAGGGCAAAGUCAACGAUAAUAUAUCGGUCUGGAGGCAUAGGUAG
Lithohypha guttulata is the source of this 894-nucleotide messenger RNA. RefSeq lists its product as uncharacterized. Gene Ontology annotation, molecular function: S-adenosylmethionine-dependent methyltransferase activity. NCBI's taxonomy places the organism in Eukaryota, Fungi, Ascomycota, Eurotiomycetes, Chaetothyriales, Trichomeriaceae. The record is from RefSeq and is a predicted model, not a curated record. The coding region runs from base 1 to 894 and encodes 297 amino acids. The transcript has 2 exons.